This is a messenger RNA of Manihot esculenta (cassava), 1605 nucleotides long. RefSeq names its product transcriptional corepressor LEUNIG. Lineage: Eukaryota; Viridiplantae; Streptophyta; Magnoliopsida; Malpighiales; Euphorbiaceae. The record is from RefSeq and is a predicted model, not a curated record. The transcript has 7 exons. Bases 425 to 1381 code for a protein of 318 amino acids. Gene Ontology annotation, molecular function: protein binding; transcription corepressor activity.
UUUGAAAUUAAUAAAUUUUAUUUUUAAUGAUAAUUAGGCUUAGGCAUAUUAAAAUCUCAAAAAUAUCUUCAUGAAUGAGAGAAAACGAAAGUGAAGUCAAAUGGUAUAUAUAUUUGAAAAGAAGAGUGGGAGUGGAUGAAAUAGAGUCCACGUUGUUGUUGAAUGCUACGCCCACGUAACAAAGCUUGUGAUCACAGUUUAAUACUUUGCUAAUUAAUUAAUCAGUCAUCCUCGUUGACUCAUGAUAAUUCUUAGACUCUGGUCUACGUGGCAGUAGACUAUAAAUUCCACCCUCCCACCUAUCUUACUCAAAAUUCUCUUCUGAAUGAAGGUAAAUCAAUGAUCUUUGCCUCUUUGGCUUCCUUCGCUUGCAUAAUGAUUUCUUACCUUCUUUUUUAAAAAAAAUUAUAAAAGAAAGGUAUCCAUGCCAAGAAACCAGCUUGGGAAGAGGAGGAAACCUAUGGAGUCAUCAGGAAUUGUCCCUGGAGAUAAUGCUGCUUCCAAUAUGGAUGCCAACAAUGGGUUCACAUUUACUGAAGUGAAUUCUGCUAAAGCCAGUUCUAUGAAAGUAAUCUCUUGCCGCUUCUCGGCCGAUGGAAAAUGGCUUGCUACUGCUGGCCAUGACAAAAAGGCUUUGUUGUGGUAUGCUGAUGGGUUAAAGCCAAAAUCUACCUUUGAAGGCCAUACAUCUUUGAUUACAGACGUCUGUUUCAGUCCCAGCAUGCCAUAUCUUGCGACAUCUUCAUUCGACAAAACUAUAAGGGUCUGGGAUGCUGGCAAUCCUCGAAGCUCAUUACAUAUUUUUAGAGGACAUUCUACUUGUGUUAUGUCAGUAGACUUUCACCCAAACAGAGAUGAUCUCAUCUGCUCUUGUGAUGGUGGUGGCGAUAUACGCUACUGGAGUAUUGCCAACAGCGACUGUGCAGCAGUGUUCAAGGGUGGUUCAGCUCACAUAAGAUUUCAACCCCGCCUAGGGAAGUAUCUUGCUGCGGCUGAGGAUUAUGCAGUGUCUGUACUUGAUGUUGAGACACAAGCUUGUCUUCAUUUACUACAGGGACAUGUUAAACCGAUUCAUUUUCUGUGCUGGGAUCCUUCUGGUAAAUAUAUAGCAUCUGUUAGCAAGGAUGCUAUCAGAAUCUGGACAAUUGGAUCAGGGGGAAAUGGAGAAUGCAUUCAUGAGUUGAGUUCUGAUAAUGGCCACAUAUUCCACUCCUGUGUUUUUCAUCCUGUAAACUCUUCAUUGCUAAUCAUUGGCUGUGAACAGGCAAUCUUUGGAGCUUUGGAACAUGACCACGAACAAGUCUACGACCCUUCCGGCUCAUGGAGGAUUAGUUGCUUCAUUAGCUGUAUCAACAGCGACUCGGUUGGUUGCUUCUGCUAGUCAUGAUAAGUUUGUCAAGCUGUGGGUUUGACUCGGCUAGUUCAUCGUCAUUUUAGUGGUUAUAGCUUGUUCUUAGAAUUCGUUCCUUGGGCUAAGUUUACAAGAGAAGUUCAAGUUCUCUGUUUGUCAUGAGUGCAUAACUUCCAGGAAGUUGAUGUGGUUACUUCUCCUUUAUUAAAAAUUAAAUCUCAUGAAGUUAACUCAUCUAUUUCCAAUUUUCCCAA